Messenger RNA from Sphaeroforma arctica JP610, 2886 nucleotides. RefSeq lists its product as hypothetical. Gene Ontology annotation, cellular component: endoplasmic reticulum chaperone complex. Lineage: Eukaryota; Ichthyosporea; Ichthyophonida. The transcript has 13 exons. The coding region runs from base 1 to 2886 and encodes 961 amino acids. The record is from RefSeq and is a predicted model, not a curated record. Gene Ontology annotation, molecular function: ATP-dependent protein folding chaperone; ATP binding. Gene Ontology annotation, biological process: endoplasmic reticulum unfolded protein response; cellular response to hypoxia; negative regulation of hypoxia-induced intrinsic apoptotic signaling pathway.
AUGCCACGUAUAAGUGCUUUAGCGCUGACUGUAGUGCUACUGGCGCUCUUCAGCUAUGUAAAUGCCAUCGGUGUAAUAUCCAUCGAUUUUGGUUCAGAAUGGUUGAAGAUGGGUUUAGUAAAAAGGGGAGUACCAGCUGAUAUAAUUCUAAACGCCGAGUCGAAGCGUAAGACGGACAUGGUUUUACAUCUAGGGCCAAAAGAACGUACCUUUGGGGCGGCUGCAGCUGUAUCAGGUCUACGUUUUCCCGAGAAAACAUUCGGCUACUUAUUACCGCUAGUCGGACAAAUGUUCGAAGGACCCAUCGUGCAAAAUUUCAUAAAAAGGUUCCCUCAGUACAAGCUCGAAGCCGACUCUGAACGCGGAACGGUGAUCUUUCUCUUGGGUGAUGAGAAAUACGCCAUCGAGGAACUGAUUGCGAUGCAAUUAGAACAGGCAAGGAACAUCGCCACUGCCGCUGCGGAGGAGACCAUGAAUGAUGCUGUCAUCACCGUGCCCUCAUUUUUCACUCAAGCCGAGAGACGUACUCUCUUGCAGUCCGCGAGAAUCAUCGGACUUAAUGUGCUAGCGCUCGUUAACGAUAACACUGCCGUUGCCACCAGUUGGGGAAUCUUCAACAAAAAGAAGUUUGAGGAUAAGCCUCUGACGGUUAUGUUCUACGACAUGGGCGCCAGUACUACAUCUGCCACAAUCGUCAAAUACUCACACGACUCAAAGAAAAUUCCCGGCGUGAAGAUUCUCGCUACGAGUUUCGAUCGUACCCUUGGUGGUUUGGAGUUUGAUUUCAGGCUGAGAGAUCACCUUGUGAAGAUAUUCAACGAGCAGCAAAAGGGGAAAAUCGAUGCCCGCGACUAUCCUCGUGCGCUAGCCAAGCUUCUGAAGGAGGCCAGACGCGUAAAGGAGGUGCUCUCCGCAAAUACGGACACGUUCGCCCAGGUGGAGGGCGUCUUGCCUGAUGUUGAUUUCAAACGAACCCCUGUCAGCCGUGUCGAGUUCGAGACAUUGUGUACGGAUCUGUUCGAGCGCACAGCGACCCCCAUGGCGAAUGUACUGCAACAGUCUGGCAUGGGUAUCGCUGAAAUUGAUCAGGUGAUCAUGUUCGGUGGAGCCCAGCGCAUGCCCAGAGUCCAGGACAAUCUUCUGAAGGUGACCGGUGGAAAGGAGUUGUCUCGUUCCAUCAACGCAGACGAGGCCUGUGCCAUCGGUGCUGUGCUUCGUGCAGCCACGCACAGCAGUGCCUUCCGAAUGGCCAAGUUCACAGUGGAAGAAGCAAAUGUGUAUCCCGUAAAGGUCGCUUACCCGCGCGCAGAGAAGGACGAGAACGCCGAAGAGGGCGUGAACUCCUACGAGAUGCUUGAUAAGGACGAUGAUCUCGUAUGGCGAUCCGUUAUCGGGCGCUUCGGCAAAUACCCUGAGUCGAAAAUCUUCAGUUUCACGAAGCAUACCGAAGAUUUCUCUUUCAAAUUGCAGUACAGUGACUUGGAAUCUUUCCUGCCUAGUCCCGAGGGACUCGAUAUGGUUGGCAGUACGCUCAUCUCAUCGUACAACAUGAGUGGUCUCAAGGAAGCCUACGAGGAAUACCUGAAGGAUGACAAGCACGUGUUUGUAUCGAGCAAGAUCAAGUUCCGCAUGGAUGAGAGCAACGUUCUCAAGGUGGAGAGUGCAAACGCUUAUUUCAACACCACCAUCCCCGAGCUCACUUCUGAACAAGCUGCUGAUACCAACGACGGCAAGGCCGGAAUUGCUGACAAGAUGAAGAACUUCUUCGGUAUGGGUGGGGACGAUGAGAAGAAGGAGGGCGCGGAAGCCGCAGCAGAGCCAGAGGCCGCCGAGAAAGGGGCUGACACGACUAAUGAAACGAAGGAUGAAGAGGCCGCGAUGGAGGAUGCGAAAGACAACACGAAGGCCGAAGACCAAGACACCAAGAAGAAGCCUGCCAAGACGAAAGUACCCAAGGCCCCCAAGGUGGAGACUGUAAAGGUCGCGCUCAAAAUUACAGAGACGCACCACGACUUGGCACCGCUCACCACCGACCGUACUGAAGAGUAUCGCCAGCGUCUUGCUGACCUGACCAAGGCUGAGGCUGCAUUGCACUAUGCAAUGAAGCAGAGGCACACGCUCGAGAGUAUGUCGUACGAUAUUCUGGAUAAGUUAGAGAUGGAGGAUCUGGAUAAGGUUACAACGGAGGAGCAGCGUGAGGGUGUACGUCAAUAUGUCGCAGAGGUGAGCGAUUGGCUCUACGGCGAUGGCGAGGAAGCCAGCGCGGAGGAGUACACUACGCGUAUCGAUCACAUUACCGACACUACCAAGCCAUUCUUCUUCCGUAGAGACGAGUAUCUGUUGCGCCCUAAGGCUGUCAAAGAGUUGAAUCUCGCACUGAAAGGCCUGGACAAGCUUCUAAAGGACACACCCGAGGACGAGCGAUACUGGACCAAGGAAUCCCAAACCCUUGUUGAAAGUGGCAUCGCUGACGCACGCAAGUGGUUGGACGACAAGGUGGCGGCUCAAGAGGCUACAUCUCUGACCGAGAUUCCAGUUGUGCUUGGCGCUGAUAUCCUGCGAAAGGCGAAGCGACUUAGCCGGGAUGUCAAAGCACUCAAGGACACACCCAAGCCCACCCCCGUCCCCACACCCACACCAGAUGCCACUCCUGAGCCAUCUAAUGACACGGAAACUGUGAGCGAUGGCGAUGGCGAUGCUAUGGACGAUGACGAGUAUGUGGACGAAGGCUACGAAGAGGUACGACAAGAAUUCAUUUUACCCACGGACGAGGAAGUGGCUGCGGAUUCGGAGAAGGCUGAAGGCAGUGCUGAGGCUGAUGAGAUGGUGGCGGACCAAGCAACCGACAAGGUGGUGCAAAAAGAAGAAGAGAGGGACGAACUUUAG